AUGGCCACAGUAAAGGAGAGAGCUGCUGCGCUGAGUUUGUCUGGAAAGCUGUGUCUGCGUUCUCCAGGUAAAAACUUUGACAUUUAUUGAUGGAUGUAGUUGUAUGCACGAAUCAACUCCUCAUUAGCCUACAUGCUCGCCAUAUUUUUCUAAAUAACAAUCAAACCAAUGACUCCCAUGUUUUUUUUUCUUCUAAAUAUUACUUUCCCCUCCUAUAGAAGGCCCUCUUAUUUAAUUGAACUGACAGUUUGUUGUCCUGGAAGGAAUUGUGGUCUGCCAACAUCACUGUUGAUCAUGCACUGGCUGCUUACAGUUUAACCAAGGAUAUGGUUAAACCUUUCAAACCUGUUUUGCUUUUUUCUUACUCAUUUUGUAUUACAGGUCAUGGCAUGGUCAAUAAGCCAUUCCAGGCCUCUCCUAUAUGGAGGAGCAUCAUUGCCAACCUCAAGAUGUCAGUGAAGGUGAAGCGAAGGCGCCUUCACCUGAAGUCGCAUAAUGACUGCUUUCUGGGGUCAGAUGCAGUGGACGUGGUGUUGGCCCAUAUAGUCCAGAGCAAGUUCUUUGAAGGUGCUGACAUCUCACGGGACAAGGUGGUGCGUGUUUGCCAGACCCUCCUGGAUUGUAAGGUGUUUGAGACGGUUGGAGCAAAAAUCUUUGGUAAAGAUAAGAAGCAAGAUGUUUUCCAGGACAGCAAGGGUUACCUCUACAGGUUUCUGAACACACAAAUGCCCUCUAUGGAUGAACUUGAAAAAGGAGUCCUUUCUCCUGGUAUUCAAAGCACUUUUUGCAGUGCUUCUUGCAGGUGGUUAUUUGUUUUGAUUCUGUUUCUGCUUUGUAUUUGAGAAGUCUAUGACAUUAUAAUUGGAUGUAGUCUGUUUUUUUUAUUGACUUUGGCUUCAAAUCUUGCAGGCAAGAGGAACAACUCUCUUCACAUGGUACACCUCUGAGAUUCAACCAACUGUUGGAGACAGGCCUGGGAAACCUGAGUCUGAGUCCAAGCAAAGCACACAUUGACUCUCCAUUACCACAGACCUGUAAGUCAUCUACUCUCAUAGUGUAAAGUUGGUAUCAUCUGAUUCAACUACAUCAGGGGUGCUGGUGUUGGGCAAAAACUAAAAUGUGCGGCAUCUCGGUCCCCAGGACUAGUAUUGAACACUAGUUGACAGUCCAUUCCUUUUACUCUGUAGUGGUUGAUGAAGUGUGGCGGGAGGAGACGAUGCUGAGACUGCUGCAGCUGGUAGAGCUCCCUAUGUUGGACAAUCUGUUGGAAAGCGGAGAGGCCUCUCCCCGUCGCAUGGCACAGAGGGACCCAGACUUGAUUUACACCAGCAACUACCUGGACCGUGAGAUCCUGAGGGCCUUCAAGGACUCACAGUAUGUAGUGAUUAAUCAUCGGUCUUACUUGAAUAUCUAAUAUGGAUAUUUCUAACAUGAAUGGAGCUUAUCUCAUGCAGGCCUACGGUGUACAAUAUUCCUGGUGGUGAGCGACAACAGUUUCAGUGGCACAGGAUUAUUUAUUUUCUUCUGUUGAAGGGAGGAUAAUUGGCUUACAGCAGCAUUGGACUGUCUGGAGUUCCUGCCUGACCAGCAGGUGGUAGAGGUGAGCCGUGAGCUGCCCAAGUGUCCAGACGUGGUGGGUGUUGGCCAGGGCCAGCCCUGUUGCUCAGGCUCCGGCACCCAGCAGUGCAAACUGCUGCUGUAUGAUACACUGGUGAAAUACUACGGCCAGCCCGACCGCUCAUCCCUGCUCGCCAACCACAUGUCCGACAUCUACACUGGGGUUACCGAAUUACUAGGUGAGACUGGAGCUAUGACCACUUUAUGUUACUUGGGUCAUGAUUGGCACUGUUUUUAUUAAACUUUUGUUUUACUGUUUCUAGGUCUAUCAUAAGCAAUGUGUAGGGCUGCAUUAACUUGUACUUCUUUUUGCAGUGAAUGCAAAGUUUGAUAAAGCUCUUGAGGCACUGCAGUUGUGUUUGAAGCUUCUGCACCCUCGUAAGCGGGAGGAGCUGCACACAUUGUUGAGCUUCAUGGCUAUGGCUGCAGACCCGCUGGAAAUCAAGCUGGACAAAGAGGUGAAGACCAUGGGGUCAGGGUCAGUUACUGUUAUGGGUCAGUUAUUUCCGUAUGGAGUCAGAGCAUUAUUAUUAAUUUACUUUUUACUCAUUUAGCAGACGCUCUCUCUCCAGAGCAAUUUACAGGAGCAAUUAGGGUUAAGUGCCUUGCUCAAUAUUUUUUUUCAGUCUGCUCUGGGAUUUGAACAUCUGGACAUUCGGUUACUGACCCAACGCUCUUAACUGCUACGCUACCUGCCAGAUCUUGAUUAACCAGAAUCAAAUUGUGCUUCAUUAUGUUGGAAUAACUCAUAUUCUCAUUUUCAGAUUGAGAACAAAAUGGUUGUGAAGAUGGCUUUUUCCAGAGCCGUCAUCCACAACAAAUCUCUAGCCAAAGAGAAAGUGGACCUCCUGGUGCUGUUCAUGCUGGACAAUCGCCAUUACAUUUUUAAGGUAUUCUUGUUUUGUUGGCAGAGCAGUGACUGAUUUUAUUUGGGUCCUUGAAAAGCUAUGUACAGAGUGGACAAAACAUUGUGCUCUUUCUAUGAGACUGACCAGGUGAAUCCAGGUGAAAGCUAUGAUCUCUUACUGAUGUCACUUAUUAAAUCCACUUCAAUCAGUGUAGUCAAGGGAAGGAGACAGGUUAAAGAAGGAUGUUUAAGCCUUGAGACAUGGCUUUUGUAUGUGUGCAAAUUCAGAGGGUGAAUCGGCAAGACAAAAUCUUUAAGUGCCUUUGAACGGGGUAUGGUAGUAGGUGCCAGGUGCACCGGUUUGCGUGUCAACUGCAAAGCUGCUAGGCUUUUCAUGCUCGACAGUUUCCUCUGUAUCAAGAAUGGUCCACUACCCAAAAGAAAUCCAGGCAACUUGACACAACUGUGAAGCAUUGGCGUUGACAUGGGCCAGCAUCCCUGUGGAACGUUUGACACAUUGUAGAGUCCAUUCCCCAAUGAAUUGAGGCUGUUCUGAGGGCUAAAGGAGGGGGGGGGGGGUUGCGUGCACGCACACACAACUCAAUAUUCGAAAGGCGUUAAUGAUUUGUACAGUGUAAAUCCCAUGUAUUUCUUUUUAUUAUUAACACUUGUUAAAAUGCCUUAUGAACGUGCAUGCAUUCAUUACAUUAUUACGUUUGAUACAUGGCUGGCUUGAAACAUUUCUGCCUCAGAUACCAGGAUCUUUGCACAAGCUGGUCAGUGACAAACUUGCCAGAGUUGUGCAAGGGGAACAACCAGAUGUGACAGGUAAAAUAUCUAUCUGGUAGUAGGCUUUGGAGAGUGCUGACCGCCUCGAAUACAUCACUUACAUUUUGUUCUCUCCGUUGUCCUUAGGGUCCACCUUCUGUCAGCAAGUCUCAACAAAGGCUUAUACUGACUGUACUCAAAGAACAACACAUGAAGAGCUGUUGGUGUUACUGAGGAAUAUUAAUGAAGACCCAAAGCACUCUGCCAAAGAGAGGAAACGGCUCCUCAGACAAUUUUACCAAGGCCACCCAGAAAUAUUUGUUCAGUAUUUUGGGGAUUCUAUGUCUGCUGUGGGUGUGUAG
Coregonus sp. 'balchen' is the source of this 3594-nucleotide messenger RNA. The record is from the annotation of a GenBank genome assembly. Lineage: Eukaryota; Metazoa; Chordata; Actinopteri; Salmoniformes; Salmonidae.